GUUGUGUUACGGUAACUUUUACACAAUAGCCAAAACACCAGCCCAAAACCCUACUUCGUUAAACCCCAUCUUCUCCGGUGGUCCAUUUCUCAAGCUUAUCUGAGACUGUAAAGCCUGUACUUACCCCAUCCUAAUCACAAUGGCCGAUUAAGCGUAAAUUGAGCUGAACAGUUCUUCCAUGGCGGUGAAGAAGAAGAUGCAUAACCAGAAUUGCAAGAAAAAUUCUGCAAAGAGGAGCUCCGAGCUGGGUGGAGUUGAAAAGGGAGCAAAGUGCACCAAAAACGGGGAUAGCAGGAAGAGGAAGAGUACGCAAAAAAUAUUCAUGAACGAGAAAGAUUAUCGGCGCCGGCUUCAGGAAAUUCUCCACUCCCCUGAGCACAUUUUCUCGAAAAUUUUCCGCAAAGAUGGCCCGCCCCUAGGGGACGAGUUCGAUUCUAUACCAGAACACGCAUUUGUCAACUGUAAUAAAGAUUCCAGAAACUCUAAUCGGCUCUCUCAGGAAAACCGAAAAGCUCAUAAAAGGAAAAAGGUUUUGACUACUGUCAUCCCCGAAGACCAAGUUUAUGGUGAAGUGAACACUUCCUUUCCUUGUAAGAAACCUGUUACUGGGAAAGGCCUGAUUACUAAGAAGCAAAAUUCAGAAAAUAAAUAUGGAGUUGGGAAAGGCUUGAUGAAUGUUAGGAGUGCUCUUGCUAAAAGGCAUGGUGUUGGAAAGGGUUUGAUGACAGUCUGGCGGGCAACAAAUCCAGAUUCUGCAGACAUUCCAACAUGUGUUAAUUUCUGUGAGAGAGAGAAAGAUAAAAAGAAGUUGCAACAGCGACAGUCUAUUUUGAAAAAGUUGUCUAACAAGUCACAGGAAAAGAGGAAGCGUGCACUAAAAAGCAGAAAGUUGCAAAUGGGAGCUCAAAAACUUUCAAGGCGGAAGCAGCCACAUAGAGAAAAAUGUGAACUUGCUCUAGAAUGUGGGAGAGCAGAAGACAAUGAAAAAUUUGCGCUGCUAAUGGACGAUGAGGAGUUGGAGUUGAAAGACUUACAAACAGGACCAGAUCCAUUAACAUGCUGCACACACUUCACUCGCAAUGGAUUGCAUGGUUGUUCCCUUUGCAAAGGUUUGCUAGCAAAGUUUCCUCCAGAUACUGUCACAAUGAAGCUCCCACUCUGCAUGCAACCAUGGGAUUCUUCUCCAGAGCUUGUCAAGAAUCUUUUCAAGGUCUUUCAUUUCCUCUCCACUUAUGCCUCAAUAAUUCAUAUUUCUGCUUUCACCCUGGAUGAGUUUGCUUGGGCAUUUCAUGAUAAAGAGUCUUUGCUGCUUGGUCGAGUUCAUGUCGCGCUACUCAGGCUCCUAUUGUCAGACGUUGAAAUGCAGCUUGGCCAUGGGAUAUAUUGCCAUUCAAGCAAAAACUUUCAUUUUCUGGAUUUAGUUCAGUCAGUUGAACAAAACAAAUUUGUUCUAAAAGUAUGGCUGUGUUCAUUGAAUGCCCUCACAUGGACAGAGAUCCUUAGGCAAGUGUUGACUGCAUCUGGCUUUGGGUCCCAAUGUUUUACAAACCAAAAAGAAACCCUCAGCAAGGAAGCCACCCUUAUGGAAAAGUAUGGGAUAUCUCCUGGUACACUGAAGAGUGAAUUAUUCAGUAUCUUGCUAGUGCAAGGAAAUAAAGGGAUGAAAAUUCCAGAUCUUGCAAAAUUACAAUCUAUUAUUGAAUUGAAUCUUGUGGCAACGACCAACGAAUUAGAAGAUUUAAUAGGCUCAACUCUUUCGAGUGACAUUACCUUGUUUGAGAAGAUUUCAUCUUCAGGAUAUCGUCUACGCAAUAAUCCUGCAUCAGAAAAUGAAAAUUUUCGAUUUGAUGCCAAAGAAGACAAUGACUCUGACGUCAGCAGUGAAUAUGGUAGUGGUGAUGAUUCUGACAUCGAGUUCCUAACAUCAAGUCCAUCUAAAUCCAGAAGAAAGAAUCAUCAUGUUAGUAAGACAUUGACAGUAUGCACAGAAAUUGAUGAGAGCCACACAGGAGAACCAUGGCUUGUGGGACUGAUGGAAGGAGAAUAUUCAGCUCUUAGCCUUGAAGAAAAACUGAAUGUGUUGAGUGCAUUGGUUGAUCUUCUUUCUUCUGCAGCUGGAUUCAGAAUUGAGGAUCCAGUGAAAACUGCUGCAACUUUUUGUCAUGUUACAAAUCCAUAUGGUUCAGGGGCAAAAAUAAAGAGAUCUACAGUAAAGCAGGGUAACAUACCCGGACAAGUAGGAGGGUACAGUAGUUUGGGUAGUGCAAAAAACAUAAGAAUGACAGAAGCACUUCACCCUGUUGAUUCUUUAGUUGUCAUGUCAACUAAUUAUGAGCAUGAUAAUUCUUAUAGAAUGUCUAAUACAUCAGAAAUAUCUGAUGGGGAUGAUUUGCACCCUAUGCAGUCCAUCUUUUUGGGUUCUGAUCGUAGGUAUAACCGAUACUGGAUAUUCUUAGGCCCAUGCAAUGAUUAUGACCCUGGUCACAGAAGAAUUUAUUUUGAAUCUUCUGAAGAUGGUCAUUGGGAAGUGAUUGAUACCGAAGAGGCCUUAGGCACCCUUUUGUCAGCGUUAGACCACAGAGGAGCACGGGAGGCUCGCCUUCUAGAAUCUUUGCGGAAACGAGAAACCUUGCUUUCUCAGGCGAUGUUGGCCAUGCUUAAUAACAAGACAGCUGACCAAUUAGCAUUAUCUAAUCAAUGUGGAGUGAGUUUUUCAAGGGAAGACAGUUCAUCAUCAGCGGUUUCAGAUGUGGACAAUGCGAGUCUUACUGAAGUGCAAACCAUACACCCCUCUGCUACUAGUUCUGCUGUCCGUUCAGGGAAGAAAGGAGAACCCCAUAGAGACAAUUUGUGCCUUAACCAGGAUUUUGAUACAUGGAUAUGGAAAUCAUUCUAUUCCAAUCUUAGUGCCGUGAAACAUGGGAAAAAGUCAUAUCUUGAUUCACUUGCAAGAUGCGAGGGGUGUCAUGAUCUCUACUGGAGGGAUGAGAAGCACUGCAUAAUUUGCCACACUACAUUUGAGCUCGACUUUGAUCUUGAGGAGAGAUAUACUAUACAUUCUGCAACAUGUGGACUGGGUGUUGAUGCUAAUAAGCUCCCAAUGCAUAAAGUGCUGUCAUCACAAUUGCAAUCACUCAAAGCUGCAAUCUAUGCAAUUGAGUCAGUUAUGCCUCAAGAUGCCCUAAUGGGCUCUUUGACUAAGCCUUUUCAUAACCUUUGGGCCAAAAGACUACGCCGAGCCUCAACUUUGACUGAAGUUUUACAGGUUCUUGCUGAUUUAGUCAGUGUUUUCAAUGAGGAAUGGUUCUAUCAAUCUAUUAUUCCUGAUGGUGAAAAUUGUGCUGUGGAGGAAUUUCUUGCCACUCUUCCUAGCAUGCCCCAAACCGUGUCUGCAGUUGCACUUUGGCUGGUGAAGUUAGAUAAGCUGGUUGCACCACAUAUGGAAAAUGUUGUUUCCCAGAAAACUUGAACUAAAUGCCCAUCAAAAGGUAAAAGUGUACUCCAAACCUGUAGAUUCCCUUUCUCGUCCACAAGUACAGUGUAUUGUGUACUGUUAAACUUUAUUUCCUCUGGACAUUUGAGAUGUUUUUUAUAUCAUCCGUCCAUGGUUAGACUUGAGCAUGAUGAUGGCUUUAUUGUAAGGUGCACACAAUGGGCUUGAAUUGUGUGGAAGAUAGAAAGACAUAAAAGAAAUUGUGUGGUUCAUUUCUUUGAGUCGCUUGGCCAGGAUCUCUGAAAGAUUUAGGUGUACAGAAUAUAGAUAUGUAGAGAGAGAUAGAGAGAGAGGUUCUUCAUAUUAUCCUGAAAACCCCACAAUUUUGCUGUAAUGUUUUACUCUCUAGUUUUCUCACAAGUGUUUGCCUUUUUAUUUACUUGCAGUUGCACUUUUUCCUUCCCUCUGAUGGAAGAAAUUUAUUAUUCGAUAGGUCUUGAAUUCAUAAUUGUAAUAAUUUUGCGGGCAAUUCUUUCGUUCUUCG
Molecule: messenger RNA, 3977 nt
Organism: Cuscuta europaea
Lineage: Eukaryota; Viridiplantae; Streptophyta; Magnoliopsida; Solanales; Convolvulaceae
Source: the annotation of a GenBank genome assembly